Molecule: messenger RNA, 1027 nt
Organism: Panicum virgatum (switchgrass)
Lineage: Eukaryota; Viridiplantae; Streptophyta; Magnoliopsida; Poales; Poaceae
Exons: 1
Coding region: 124-645 (173 amino acids)
Source: RefSeq, a predicted model, not a curated record
GGCUCCAAACCCUGAACCCAUCGUCCCAUCCCAAGCAAUCAGCAAUCCGAUCCCCUCUUCCUAGCCACUAGUCAAGGAGUCAGUCAGUUCACCCCCUUAGCCAGCCAGAGGUAGACGACGACGAUGGCGUCGGCGUCCACCAACAAGGCCUCCUCGGCGGCGGCCGUGCUCGCGGCGGUGCUGCUCGUCGCGUCGGCGGCGUCGGCGCAGACGACGCACGACACCUGCGCCAAGAACAAGAAGAUCACGGUGCAGAACCUGUGCGCGCACGACGUGGCGCUCACGCUGGAGCCGCUGGCCAACAGCCCGCACCUCUUCAACGGCGCGCCGACGUACACGCUGCGGCCGCACAGCCACGCCGAGUUCCCCGUGUGCUGGUGGACGGGGCGGCUGCACGCGCCCGGCGCGCCCACCGCCGAGUUCCACGUCGGCGUCGACGGCGGGUCCUUCUACCUCACUGCCAACAAGCGCCAGCCGGGGCUGGCCGUGCCCGUCAUCGUCUCCCCGCACGGCGCGCCGCUGCAGGGUGAGUGCCCCGCCGUCGGGUGCCCCGUCCAGGGAGACUGCUCCGCGGCGCAGGUGCCCGGCGGGAAGUGCCGCAACGUCCAGGAGAUCAAGGUCAUCUACUGCAGCCCGCGCGUGUGAAGCAUGCGCGCGCCGGCCGGCGGCUCGAGCUCCAAGAAGAAGUCCGGCCAUGGUCGUCGGGUGCUAGCUGCAUGCUGCCGUACGUCGGUGUCGUUGUCGUCGUCGUGUUCGUUCGUUCGUUCGUUCGGAUCGGAUUAGCCGGUCGUUUGCUUUAAUUAGACUGGAUUAGUAGGAGUCGCCGCUGCAGAUUGCUCAGCUCAGCUCAGGUCGAUGUGAGGGAGCGAGCGAGCGACGCGUGAGUGUGUCAGAUCCUCAGAUGUGUCGUCGUGUCCUGUGGGUGUUUGUCGGGAGCGAGCCACUCGUUUCUCUGCUGUGUGUUCGUCGCGUCGAGCCAGUAAUAAUUAAUUCUAGCUAUGGAAAUGCUGAUGCGUGCUUUCAGUCC